AUGCCAACCAAGCGGGACCCUGUCAUGGUCUCUCGGCGCCGCGCCGACGGCAAUGCGCGUGACCACUCCGCACUCGCAAAGACACACGAGGGCGUUCGCUCUAACAACACCCAAUUUCCGCCCGUUACCAGCAGGGUCAACCAACCAGCACCUACGCCACCCACCAUCAACGACUCGCGACCACAUUGCAACAACCCGACGGCCCAAAACAACCUAGCGGCGGUACAGCAGCCACCGGGCAAGGCCAACUACCGCAACGUCUCGGUUUCGCGUAUCGGACCCCGCCUGCUCGUGUCGCCGUUUCGCACCGAGCGGGCCGAAUGA
Molecule: messenger RNA, 324 nt
Organism: Knipowitschia caucasica
Lineage: Eukaryota; Metazoa; Chordata; Actinopteri; Gobiiformes; Gobiidae
Source: the annotation of a GenBank genome assembly